This is a messenger RNA of Aedes aegypti (yellow fever mosquito), 1923 nucleotides long. Its product is annotated as luciferin 4-monooxygenase. The coding region runs from base 61 to 1755 and encodes 564 amino acids. The record is from RefSeq and is a predicted model, not a curated record. Gene Ontology annotation, molecular function: long-chain fatty acid-CoA ligase activity. Lineage: Eukaryota; Metazoa; Arthropoda; Insecta; Diptera; Culicidae. Gene Ontology annotation, biological process: long-chain fatty acid metabolic process; fatty-acyl-CoA biosynthetic process. The transcript has 2 exons.
GAUUACAUUCGGCAUAAACACAUCGUGUUGGUCUUCACCACUAAUCAGACAGAAUGAAGGAUGCUAGUCACUGUUGCAUUAUUGCAUCUACCUUCUCAGUUCCAUCUGGGCAACCAGAAGCAAGAGAUGUCCGACAACGACAAAUACAUUUUCUAUGGUGGACGCCUGAAGUCCAACAUCCAUUGCGGCUGUUCUUCACUUGCAGCUUUGAUUAUCCAACGGUUGAAGGAACACGGAAAUGACGUUGCAUUUAUUGAUGCUGUGUCCGGUAGGACACUCACCUACAAAGAAAUUUUGUAUGCUUCGAUGAAAGUAGCUAGCCGUCUGAAGCAUUACGGUUUAGGAAGAGGAUCUAUCAUCAGUAUCAUGAGCGAAAAUCGCCUUGAAUACUCGAUUGUAGCCUUUGCUAGCUUCUUUGUUGGAGGCAUAGUCAUUCCACUAAAUCCAACCUAUACUAAGACAGAACUGAAGCACGUGCUGAACUUAACGAAUCCUCAAAUUGUCUUUGCAUCAUCUAGAGCCUUCAGUACACUUAAGUCUUUUAUGUCUGAAAAUCAAUCAAUCAAGUUUAUAGUAUCGAUUGAUGAUGUUGACAACGAGUCAAAUGUCAAGUCUUUCGGCGAAUUUGUAAAUUGUGACAAGGAUGUAAAUAUUAUACCGGACCCUGUCAUUCUCAAAAAUGAUGUUGCCAUAAUGGUUCUUUCAUCUGGCACAACCGGAUUACCAAAAGCAGUCCAGUUAACGCAUUUCAACGUGAUGACUGUCGUUGCAUACAUGCGUGAAGAUCCCCGUUAUAACGAAUUGUCCGUUCCGAUUCGACUAUUAGGGCUCCUACCGUUCUACCACGUUUACGGGUUUAUGCUGAUGCUGAACGUUUGUUGUAACCGGUACUCGAUGGUGGUUCUUCCUCGCUUCGAACCCGACCUUUUCUUACGAAGCAUUCAAGAUUAUAAGGUUACAAUGGCAAACUUAGUCCCACCACUUGUUGUGUUCUUAGCAAAACAUCCGUUUGUAGAGCGAUAUGAUUUGAGCUCCCUACAAGCAGUACUCUGCGGAGCAGCUCCACUCAGCAUGGACAUAGAACUGCAGGUCGUCCGCAGAUUACCACAAAUUCAGAAUAUCCGAGUCGGCUACGGAAUGAGUGAAGCGUCUCUGGGAGUUAUAUCGAAGAUAAAUGGAAAACCCGGAACAGUUGGACGGGUUCACAAGACCACAUGGGUGAAGGUAGUUGAUACUGACACUGGAAAGACGUUGGGACCGUACCAGAUUGGAGAAAUAUGUAUCAAAGGUCCUUUGGUUAUGAAGGGGUAUUAUAAGAACGAGCAAGCUACUCAAGAGACGAUCGAUGCUGAGGGUUGGCUACACAGUGGAGAUACAGGUUAUUUCGAUGACGAAGAGGAUUUCUUUAUCGUGGAUCGAAUCAAGGAUCUCAUCAAAUACAAAGGAUUCCAAGUAGCACCGGCAGAGGUGGAGGACGUGCUAUUGAGUCAUCCCAAGAUACGGGAUGCGGCGGUAGUUGGAAUUCCUGAUGAGAACAGUGGAGAACUUCCGGCGGCAUUCGUAGUGCUUCAGGAUGGAGUACAAGAGCUAUCGGCGACUGAUGUUCAACGUAUCGUUGCCUCUAAGCUAUCAGCGCAGAAGCAUAUUCGUGGGGGUGUAUACUUCGUGAAAGAGAUUCCUAAAACAGGAAGUGGUAAGAUACUUCGCCGAGAAUUGAAGGACCGUAUAAUGAGAAGGGAAAAAUCGAAAUUGUAAUACAGACAGGAAGUAUUCAGGAAAAAGUAGAUUACCGUGUACUUAGCGCACACAAAUACGGUACACUUAUUAUUUUUCAGGCAGCCUUAAAUUUGGGUAUCAAAUUUGUUUCUAUCAAUAAGGUCACCUUUCAAGCAUAUGAUGGAUAAUAUUUACCAUAAUAUCAAA